This is a messenger RNA of Ruditapes philippinarum (Manila clam), 1716 nucleotides long. RefSeq names its product E3 ubiquitin-protein ligase MYLIP-like. Gene Ontology annotation, molecular function: ubiquitin-protein transferase activity. The transcript has 6 exons. Gene Ontology annotation, cellular component: cytoskeleton. The record is from RefSeq and is a predicted model, not a curated record. Bases 111 to 1526 code for a protein of 471 amino acids. Lineage: Eukaryota; Metazoa; Mollusca; Bivalvia; Venerida; Veneridae. Gene Ontology annotation, biological process: ubiquitin-dependent protein catabolic process.
UGUGAUAGAUUCCUGACCGAUUUUAUCAUAGAACAAUGCGCUUUCAAAGAGAAAACAUCAAAUUUACGUAUUUCCGUUAUUUUUUUGCAUCAAAAUAAUAUUAUGUAAGAAUGGAAUGUUUUGUGUCUCAGCCGAAUUCAGUGGUUUUGAAUAUUGAAGCGAAUCUAAAAGGAAAAGGACAAGAAUGCAUGGAACAGGUGUGCAGAAGAUUGGGAAUCGUAGAGCAAGAUUACUAUGGUCUUCUCUACAAAGGCAGAGCAGGAGAAAACCUUUGGUUAAAUUUAAGGAAUCGUCUUGACAGGCAGCUGGUUGGACCACCUCCUUAUAGAUUACAGCUGAGAGUGAAAUUCUUUAUCCCUCCUCACAAUAUUCUACAGCAGUCAACAAGGCAACAGUUUUAUGAUCAAAUCAGAGGAGAUAUAAACAGCCAGAAGCUUGUUGCUGAAACUGAGGAGCAGAUGAUCCGGAUGCUUGGUCUGAUUGCUCAGGCCGAGCAUGGAAAUUUCGAUCGUCGAACACACCAAAUGAAUAUAUAUAAGACAAUGCUGUCAGACGAUUUUGAACCAACCCCAGAGUUGAUUCACAAAAUUGUUGAUGCCCACUCUCAGCUUGUAGGAUUGAGCAAGGAGUCUGCUCAAUAUCAACUGCUCCAAGAGGCGAGCACUCUUCCAAGCUACGGGGUUGAAUAUCACGAUGCUUCGUACCGUGGGGAGCAUACACAUGUAGGAAUUGGUCCUACAGGAGUUUUUCUAUGUGACGCCAACACAGAACUUGUAGAAAAGCUGGAAUAUGUGACAAUCACAAAAGCAGAGCAUGUUGGGAAAAAUUGUGUUCUUAAAAUUUUGAAUGACAAUGGAAGUGAAAGAGACAUAAUGUUACGACUUAAUACACAAUCGGCUGCAAAUGCUUUGUAUAGAUGUAUAACAGAAAUGCAUUCCUUCUUUUGCUGUGAUACGGUGCAUAAUGAAGUGUCUACGCAGUUCAGUCGGGAUUUGAAAGGAACGCUGGCGUCCCUUUUCAAUGAAAAGACUACUCUUGGUCGUGAUUAUGUGUUUGAUGUGAAGCGAACAUCACGUGAGGCGCACGACCAUGCCCGAAGAUUGUUGUACCAGCCCGUGCCUUUGGUAGGAACAACGGAGAAAAGUUUGAUCUCAGAGAAAGAAAGCCAUGACUGUGAUAGCCCAACUCUUAGUGUUGAAGAAAAGUGCCAGGUAUUGGAAGAAACGUUAGAAAAGAUUGAGGAUUCGCUAACAUGCUGCGUGUGUAGAGAUGCCGAGAUCUCAGCGGCCCUGUGCCCAUGUGGUCAUCUCACAUGUAUUGAUUGUGCGAAAAAAAUAACAGACUGUCCGCUAUGCCGGAAACAGAUAGAGACAGUUCAGAGAAUCUUUUUACCCACAAUUCAGUGUAAAGGGGCGAGUUGUGCAAGUAUUUCCCUUAAAACUGGAACACAAAGCCCAGGACAUAGACACUGUCAUAAAAGAAAACGGGAAGUCUACUUUGACAGUAUUGAUGCACCGGAAUCAUGAUUUCUGAUGAAUCGUGAUUUCUUGUUUCCUGUUGAUAAAUUUACAUGUGUAAAAUGUGCAGUGACAAAUUUACACAUGUGAAAUAGUCAGUGACGAAUAUACAUUCAUGAAGUGUGUUUUACACAGCAUUUGGUUUGUGUAUUUUUAACAUGAAUGAAUUAUCAGUGCAUAUGAACAUUAAGUGUUAGUU